This is a messenger RNA of Erigeron canadensis, 870 nucleotides long. RefSeq names its product protein PELPK1-like. The transcript has a single exon. NCBI's taxonomy places the organism in Eukaryota, Viridiplantae, Streptophyta, Magnoliopsida, Asterales, Asteraceae. Bases 1 to 870 code for a protein of 289 amino acids. The record is from RefSeq and is a predicted model, not a curated record.
AUGGCUCGUUUACAUCUCAAUUCCUUUAUCUUGAUACUAGUUUCCGUCAGUUUAGCAUCAUUCAAUGGUGGCAAGAUCAAUGUUGAUGCACGUAAGCUUUUGGAGACAGCUGAGCUUCCGAAGCCAGCAAUUCCAGAGCUUCCCAAACCCACACUUCCCGAGAUUCCAAAGCCAACACUUCCCGAGAUUCCGAAGCCCACUGUUCCCGAAAUUUCAAAGCCCAUACUUCCAGAGUUUCCUAAGCCCAUUGUUCCAGAGCUUCCUAAGCCCACACUUCCCGAGAUUCCAAAGCCCACACUUCCCGAAGUUCCAAAGCCCACAGUUCCAGAGAUUCCAAAGCCCACACUUCCAGAGCUUCCUAAGCCCAUUGUUCCAGAGCUUCCUAAACCCAUUGUUCCUGAGGUUCCAAAGCCUACGGUUCCUGAGGUUCCAAAGCCCACACUACCCGAGGUGCCAAAACCCACAAUUCCUGAAAUUCCCAAGCCUACUAUUCCCGAGGUUCCAAAGUCUACUGUACCCGAGAUUGCAAAACCCAUGGUUCCAGAGAUUCCUAAGCCUGUAGUUCCUGAAAUUCCAAAGCCCACUCUUCCUGAACUUCCAAAGCCAACAAUUCCUGAGAUUCUGAAGCCUACACUUCCUGAGCUUCCAAAGCCCACAGUUCCCGAGUUUCCAAAGCCAACACUUCCUGAGCUUCCGAAGCCCAUAGUUCCUGAAAUACCAAAACCUGUUGUUCCUGAUGUUCCUAAGCCCACCAUUCCAGAAGCUACAAAACCCGUGCUCCCCGAGAUUCCAAAACCUACACUUCCCGAACUACCAAAGCCUACCAUUCCUGAGUUACCAAAAGAAUUCCCUUCCCUACCACAUCCUUGA